UCUGCUUCUUUGAUACCACGUGCAAAAUGAUUUUUUCUGUGGGUAGUGUGUUUGUAUAUGGUUCAAACUAAAAUUUUGCUGAGCACAAAAAUUGCCGGGAAGUUCUAUGGAUUUAAAUAUUAUAAUUAGAACGCAAGAUUUAAAAAACGAUCAUAUAACGGACUGUUUGCAUCGAGCUUAUGAUUUUGGAUACGAAUGUGUAGCGAUAAAUACAGUAAUAGACUCUUCUGUUUUAUCUGGAAAAAAUAUUACGAUUCCUGAGCCCAAGACUGUGACAUUUACUGCUGAAAACUGUCGUAAUUUUAAAAUUGUGAAUCGGCUGACUGCAAUUAUUGAAGAUGGCAUACAUGCUCAUCACUUAUUGAAGAGCCCUAUCCCGAAAAAGUAUGAUCUUCUAGCACUGCAACCGGUUAAUGAGAAAAUGUUGCAACAUAUUUGUUCAACGCUUGAUGUUGAUAUUAUUAGUUUAAAUUUAACAGAAGACAUGGGCUAUUCAUUGAAACGAACAUACAUAGGGCAAGCGAUCGAAAAAAGUAUGUCUUUCGAAAUUCAGUAUUCGCCGUGUUUGCGAGAUCAAACAUCAAAGAGACUGACUAUAAGCAAUUCUCAGCUUUUAGUACAUGUUUCAAAAAGCAAAAAUGUUAUUAUUUCUAGCGGUGCAACUAAACCACUAGAACUGAGAACUGUAGAAGAUGUUAUAAAUUUAGGUUAUUUGUUUGGUUUCAAAACAAACCAAGCAAAUUCUGCGGUGCGAAAAAAUGGCAAACUUGUUCUGGCUCACGCAAAUACAAGACGGAAAACAGGUUGUGGAUUUGUGUCUGUAAGCGGUAUAUGUAAAAUUCCGAAACAUCAAGGUUGGAUUAUUAAAGCCUGUAAGGUGCCAAACAUUUCAGAAACAACUAGCGGUAUCGAAACUGCUAAGAAACGAACCGCGGAAGAUAGUGUAGAUGAAGAGCUUAAAAAAAAAGCAAAGCUGUUGCCAUCUUGAUAUGUGAAAGUUUACUGUCUGUUAGUGUGUGAACAUCUUGAUUUAUGUAAAGUUAUUGUGAAAGUGUCAGUAUGAAUGAUUUGUAUAUAAUUACUAUAUUAGUAUAUGCUUAUGAUUUUAAAUUGUUAUAUGACAUGAUUUCGGCAUAAAAUGUAAUUAUUAUAACAA
Messenger RNA from Stegodyphus dumicola, 1156 nucleotides. RefSeq names its product ribonuclease P protein subunit Rpp30 (gene Rpp30). NCBI's taxonomy places the organism in Eukaryota, Metazoa, Arthropoda, Arachnida, Araneae, Eresidae. Gene Ontology annotation, molecular function: RNA binding. The record is from RefSeq and is a predicted model, not a curated record. Gene Ontology annotation, biological process: tRNA processing. Gene Ontology annotation, cellular component: nucleolar ribonuclease P complex.